AUGGAGCUCGCUACCGCUUUAACGGCGGCAAUGACACCGAUUGUGCGGGCAAUUUUUCUUAUGAUGUCUGCCAUACAUGAUGGUGACGUUGGGGACAAGAAGACGUGGAAGUGUUGCCACACCAAUGGAGCGACAGCAGAGUCGCCCAGCGUGACUGAGGCAUGGCUGGCGUUGCAAAGGGAAGGUCAAGGAACGCCACCAGUGGUGGAAAUGCACUAUCGUCUGGGCGAUACGGGUGAUAACAUUGUAAGGGUAAAGUGGGUUCCUACGGACAACACCCAUUUGGUGUUAAUUCUGCAGCACCAAAACGACACUGCCGUCUCGAGAGAGCCUGUAACUAUUUCACUCUGCACAGAGUGUGAACCGCUUAAGUCUAGUUUGCUCGAAACGACACAGUGGACGGCGGAGGCAGCAAACGCGGCCGUUGCACGGCUUCGGCCAGCACUAUUCGACCAUAUCACCCGACAGCAAUAUCGCCCUUACGACAGCAACAGCAACAACAACAGUGGCGACGGAAACGGGGCAAUGUCUUUGAGAGCAGAGCCACCACGGCAGGCAGUAGAGAGUCGUCAGGAGUAUAUUCCUGCCGCACCUUACGUUACUGAACCACAGGGCGUCACCCAGCCAAUGUUCGCAGGUACGGCCCCGAGACCACCUGGUUUUCGUUACGGUGAAGGCGACCUGGUGCCUGGAGGCAGUUUGUCCCCGGAAGGUGGUUCUGGUGGUGGAAUGAUGCUUGGCCCCAGAGCUUUUCAUGGUGGCGGUGUCAUGCCUGUCCGCUAUGACCCGAUGUUUCCUGGUGAUCUGCCAGACGGGAGUGGUAUGCGGGGCCGGGGUAGAGGGCGUGUGUUUCCCGGAGAACCUGACCCAGACAAUUUGGCUCCGCCGGGAGGUCCAGCCUUUCAAAUGGGCUUUGGCCCAGGAGGCGCUAGAGGCUUUGGCGGCGCUGGAGGUGGAUUUAUCCCGCCAUUUUAA
Messenger RNA from Trypanosoma rangeli, 975 nucleotides. RefSeq lists its product as uncharacterized. Lineage: Eukaryota; Euglenozoa; Kinetoplastea; Trypanosomatida; Trypanosomatidae. The transcript has a single exon. Bases 1 to 975 code for a protein of 324 amino acids. The record is from RefSeq and is a predicted model, not a curated record.